UAAAAUACACUGUUUCUCUUCUCUUUCUUUAAAACUUAAAAGCGUACCUGUUAAUUUGAUGCAAGUUCUCUGAGAGAAUAACAUCAAGGUCUCCAUGGAGUGGAAAAGGCUUACGAGUAUGCUUAAGAGGAAGACCAUCAUGACAGGGGCUAUUGGCAUUUUAUUUGUUGCUUCGUUGCUUGGUCCAUCAAGUGGGUGUGAUUUUCCGGCCAUUUACAACUUCGGAGAUUCGAACUCUGAUACCGGCAGUGUCUCGGCAGCAUUUGAUCGGCUUCAUUCCCCUUUUGGUGAGACUUUUUUUGGAAGACCUUCUGGCCGGUAUUCUGAUGGGCGUCUGAUAAUCGAUUUUAUAGGUCCAAAUUCAGAGAUUACAGGCCGGCUUCCUAAACCAGAGGAGUUUGGCAAGGCCCUUUACACAUUAGAUAGUGGGCAGAAUGAUCUAAAUUAUGGUUUUGCGACUACCACAGUCGAGCAAGUAAAUGCAUCCACCCCCAAUUUAAUCAAUCAGUUUUCUCAGUACAUAGAGACUCUCUAUCAAGAAGGAGCAAGAGCAUUUUGGAUACAUAAUACCGGUCCAAUUGGUUGUUUGCCUAGUAUUGUUAUACCUUCCCCUCCGAAGCCUGAGGAUGCUGAUCCGAUUGGCUGCAUCAAGUCUUACAAUGGGGUAGCUGAGGAAUUCAACAAGCAGCUAAAAGAGAAGGUUUCCCAACUUAGGACAAAACUUCCAGAUGCAAGUCUUGUUUAUGUUGAUAUCUACUCUGCUAAAUAUUCUCUAAUCAGCAAUGCAAACAAAUAUGGUUUUGUUGGUCCUUUUGAAUACUGUUGCGGGCACUUGGGUGACUAUAAUGUUAAUUGUGGAAAGACAGCUGUGGUUAAUGGGAGUGAAAUUUUUGGAGUUUCUUGUAGUGAUCCUUCCAAAUACAUUAGCUGGGAUGGAACUCAUUAUACUGAAGCUGCAAAUCAGUGGAUAGCCAAGAGAAUUUUGGAUGGCUCCCUUUCGGAUCCCCCCGUUCCCAUCACGGGUGCAUGUCACUAGCUUCCUUCCAGCUACCCAAUAUAAUCUAUACAGUGUUGUAUUUUACUAUAUUUUUAACUCCUUGAAAAAAUCAUUUCCCUGUUGUUUUAUCUAUUUAUGGUAGAAGCUCAUUGGAAGAUUGUGUUUAUUACCCUAGAAGAGGUGAAGGGAAAAGAAAUCCUAGAAUUCGCGUAUACCAUAGCACCGCUUGAAUAAACACAUCUGAGUUGU
This is a messenger RNA of Rubroshorea leprosula, 1246 nucleotides long. NCBI's taxonomy places the organism in Eukaryota, Viridiplantae, Streptophyta, Magnoliopsida, Malvales, Dipterocarpaceae. The record is from the annotation of a GenBank genome assembly.